This is a messenger RNA of Tribolium madens (black flour beetle), 871 nucleotides long. Its product is annotated as PRA1 family protein 3. NCBI's taxonomy places the organism in Eukaryota, Metazoa, Arthropoda, Insecta, Coleoptera, Tenebrionidae. The transcript has 3 exons. The coding region runs from base 81 to 623 and encodes 180 amino acids. Gene Ontology annotation, cellular component: membrane. The record is from RefSeq and is a predicted model, not a curated record.
CGCUGUAAAUGUCAAAACCGAAAAACAUACCUAUGAUGCAAAACUCUAAAUAAAGCUAUUACUCAAUAAAAAUCGUGAAAAUGAAUAAAGUAUCAGAAUUCGAAAUAGCCCCCUUAAGGACUUUGGACGAUUUUCUGUUAGAAUCAGCCCGAUUUCAAAUUCCGAACGUGAACGACUUGGAAAAAUGGGGUAAAAGAGUCUCAAGUAACUUGCUCUACUACCAAAGCAACUACUUCUUAAUGUCACUAACAAUCUUCGUUAUUGUGGGUGUCAUCCACCCCACAAAAAUGGCCUGUGGCUUCGUAGUCACUGCAGUCAUUUUCAUGGUGUUUUCCUACAUCACCAACGAACGCUUCGCUGCAGCUCAAUUCAAGAAGAAACACCCGAUUAUCUCACUUUUGCUCAUAUUAUCGGGCUGCUACUUCGUAGCCUACAUGCUUAAAUCCCUCCUGGUUUUCAUGUUUGGGAUUUUACUCCCAAUUUCAGCCACCUUCAUCCACGCGUCUCUGCGACUCAGAAACAUCAAAAAUAAAAUCGUCAAUCGCGUUGAAAAUCUGGGCCUGAAACGGACCCCCAUGGGGAUUUUUCUUGAGCAACUCGGGCUGGAUCAAGAGGGAUUCUAACUACCGCGCUAACACUAUAUUUAAGUGCUUCAACAAACUUAAAGUUUUAUUGAGAAAAUUAUUCGGAAAGAAAAAUGCACACAAAAAGUGAUUUUUCUCACGCACCCUAGGCUAUUUUUUCAAUUGCAUGCAGUAGUGAGAAAAAAAUAUAUAAUUAUUACUAUAUUGUUACAAUUAUCCAAGAUUGUUUUAAUGUGAUAUUCUUAUUUUUAUGUAUUGUUUGAUAUUGCAUAAAGCUGUAUUCCUAA